This is a messenger RNA of Nomia melanderi (Alkali bee), 1581 nucleotides long. RefSeq names its product transmembrane protein 179. The record is from RefSeq and is a predicted model, not a curated record. NCBI's taxonomy places the organism in Eukaryota, Metazoa, Arthropoda, Insecta, Hymenoptera, Halictidae.
GAAGUUCUUUGUAAGGUUUACCAGACUGCCGCGCCACCAUUCACGGCAGUUUCUUCUUACGCAUUUACUAAUAAAUUCCAAUGCGUUGGAUCCGAGUGAAUGAUUAUAAAAAUUAUUCAAUAAUUCGCUAAAAGUUUGUUAAGACACAAAUUUUUAUUUGUGCAAACGUGUUUCCGAAGAAAAAUUUUCUGUAGUACCUGACAAAAUGGCUCUAACCAAUAUUUUGCUUCUCAGCCAAAUAUCCGGAUAUAUUGUAGCUUUUAUACUGUCACUUUGUAUUAUCAUACCUAUGAGUUUGCAUCAGGAUGAAUUUAGCGGGCAUUGCCUACUAUUUUCAACUGGAACAUGGCAAGAAUCAGAUGGACAGUUUGUUGUAAAUUGGGCUUCACAUGCGUAUUGUCAUUAUACAAUAUUUGUAGGUUUAAUGUUGUUCAUUACAUCUGCUAUACAAAUCUAUAGAUUAUCCGUGUUGAUGUAUCGUGGUGAAGACAGCUCCUUUCUGUCUGCAUUCAUAGAUGUUGUUAGUUCAAUAUUUCUUACAACGAUUACUUUAAUUGCUGCAAUUAUUGUUACACUUGGAUUUAUGACUUGGUGUCAAAAUAUGACAAAAAGAUUUCCAUCGUGUGAAUUGGCAGCUGGAAAUGACAUUGAUAAAGCUGAUGGAAUAGACACAUCUGGUUUUCAUAUAGAAUUAGGUGCUGCUCAAUUUGGAACUUGGACCAGUUUGUCCAUUUGGGUUGGUCUGUCAGUUUUUGCAGUCUUAAAAUUGUUACGGUAUCAUCAGCUGGAAAAUAUGAAAGUUUCCAUGUACAGAGAAAGACAAAGAUUGAUAGAAGCUGCCAGAAGUAACGAGAUCCAAGAAGUCAACUAAAAAUAUAAAGGUAUUAUAAAGUAUUUGAGUUAUAAAAAGUAUAGAAAUUCCAAUACUCUGAUUUCAUUGAAACUUGCUUUUAAAAGUCUUUGUACGUUGUGGAAUUAAUUUUGCUGACGCACAAUUUUUAAUUGAUAUAAAUGAUUUGAUACAUUCUAAAUGAAAAUGGCUUCCUAUGAGAAAGAAUGGAACAGUUUAAAACUUAAAUGUAAGUUUUUUAAAAUGAGAAAUAAUAUAUUAAAAUGAAUUACUUUUUGUUAAAAGAAUGAGUUGUUGCUUAGUUUUUAAGCUUCAUACAUAUCAAGACUGGAUAAAAUUGCUAUUUACAUGCUUUGUAAUUAGCAUUAAUGUAUACUCUUAGAACGUUACAUUCAAUAUCUUAACAAACGUUCUUCAUUUUAAGGUAAAAAAAUGACCGUUACAUGUAAAGUAUUUUUAUUGUAUUAAAAUCUUCAUUAUUUGUAUAUACAGGCUGUAAGAGUAGGGAAAAUAUAUAACAUUGUUUAAGUAUUGCAAUUAGUUUAAUAACCUUUAAUAGAGGAAGCUGAUAUUAUACAUUUUAUAAAUAUGUAUGUAUUAAUGAAUGUAUAUAAACUGUAUGAAUAUUGUGUUAGGAGCAAUAUUACUUAAAUAUAUUUUGUAAAUAUGUAUGUAAUAUAUUCUCAUAAUAUGCGAGUAAACUAAACACAUGUAGAAGUUUAUUGUAUUAA